Molecule: messenger RNA, 4860 nt
Organism: Monodelphis domestica (gray short-tailed opossum)
Lineage: Eukaryota; Metazoa; Chordata; Mammalia; Didelphimorphia; Didelphidae
Gene: VPS8
Product: VPS8 subunit of CORVET complex
Biological process (GO): protein targeting to vacuole; endosomal vesicle fusion
Cellular component (GO): early endosome; CORVET complex; HOPS complex
Molecular function (GO): protein binding
Source: RefSeq, a predicted model, not a curated record
UCCUCUUGCCAGGACCUUCCCGGCUUCCGUACCAGGCCUGGGCGGGCCUCGCGAAAGCUGCGUGUCUGGCCUGUUUGCAGAGGCCCUACCUUCAGGGGCAGAAAGAGGAGAGCCGGGACCCCCAGGGGAGACGGGACCGGGGAAGGGCCAGGCAGCCCCGGACAGAUCCAAAGAGGGAAAAUAGCCUCCCUGGCCUGGUCUGAAUGCCGUGAUCCAUCAAGAACUAAGAUGGCAAGUGAAGGAGACCACGAGAGUGAAGGUGUGACAUCUUCACCCCAAGGAGGGCUUGGAGAAGGCCUGGCCCAGGCUCUUGCUCUGGAGGCUUCACUUCCCAGACUCGCCUGCAUAGACCUGGACAAGGAUCUGGAGUGCAGAAAUGAGCUAAUUGAUGACAAGGAGUUUGAUAUUCCUCAGGUAGACACCCCACCCACCCUGGAGAGCAUCCUUAAUGAGACCGAUGAUGAAGACGAGUCUUUUGUUCUCGAGGACCCCACUCUGUUAAACAUCGACACCAUCGACACCCACUCCUAUGACACGUCAUCUGUGGCAAGCUCAGACAGUGGGGAUCGAACCAAUCUGAAAAGGAAGAAGAAACUUCUUGACUCUUUCUCACUCCAUGGCUCAGUCAUGAGACAUUCGCUUCUGAAGGGGAUCUCUGCCCAGAUUGUCUCAGCAGCUGAUAAAGUCGAUGCUGGCUUGCCCACUGCAAUAGCUGUAUCCAGUUUGAUCGCAGUGGGGACAUCCCAUGGAUUGGCCUUAAUCUUUGAUCAGAAUCAGGCCCUCCGCCUCUGCCUGGGCAACACCAGCGUCGGAGGCCAGUACGGGGCCAUCUCUGCUCUCAGCAUCAACCACGACUGCUCCAGGCUUCUCUGCGGCUUUGCCAAAGGGCAGAUGACCAUGUGGGACUUGGCCAGCGGGAAGCUCUUGCGAUCAAUUACAGAUGCCCACCCCCCCGGCACGGCGAUCCUGCACAUCAAGUUUACAGAUGACCCAACUCUUGCCAUUUGCAACGACAGCGGCGGUUCUGUGUUUGAGCUGACAUUUAAGCGAGUGAUGGGAGUGAGAACCUGUGAAUCCCGGUGUCUGUUCAGUGGGUCCAAGGGGGAAGUUUGCUGUAUUGAGCCCCUGCAUUCCAAGGCUGAGCUGAAGGAUCACCCCAUCACCCAGUUUUCCUUGCUGGCCAUGGCGUCUUUGACUAAAAUAUUGGUCAUUGGACUGAAGCCAUCUUUAAAAGUGUGGAUGACUUUUCCCUACGGACGGAUGGAUCCCUCCAGCGUCCCACUGCUGGCCUGGCAUUUUGUGGCAGCCAACAAUUACGUGAACCCCACACUGGCCUUUUGCAGAGGAGAUGUCGUUCACUUUCUGCUGGUUAAAAGAGACGAAUCAGGAGCCAUACAUGUCACGAAACAAAAGCAUCUGCACCUGUACUAUGACCUCAUCAACUUCACCUGGAUCAAUUCCCGGACAAUCGUGCUGCUGGACAGUGUGGAGAAGCUACACGUGAUCGAUCGGCUGACGCAGGAAGAGCUUGAGACUGUGGAAAUUUCCGAGGUGCAGCUGGUCUACAAUAGCAGCCACUUCAAGUCCCUGGCCACAGGGGGCAAUGUCAGCCAGGCCCUGGCUCUGGUUGGAGAGAAAGCCUGUUAUCAGUCCAUCAGCAGUUAUGGCGGUCAGAUCUUUUAUUUAGGGACAAAGUCUGUUUAUGUGAUGACUCUGAGGAACUGGAGAGAGAGAGUGGAUCACCUCCUGAAACAAGAGUGUCUGACUGAGGCCCUGUCCCUAGCAUGGUCUUUCCAUGAAGGAAAAGCCAAAGCCGUCGUGGGCUUGUCAGGGGAUGCCAGUAAGCGGAAGGCUGUUGUCGCUGAUCGGAUGGUUGAAAUACUCUUCCACUGUGCAGACCGGGCUCUGAAAAAAUGCCCAGACCAGGGUAAAAUCCAGGUGAUGGAGCAGCAUUUUCAGGACACGGUGCCCGUCAUCGUGGAUUAUUGCCUUCGGCUGGAGCGCAGGGAUCUUCUGUUUAGCCAGAUGUACGACAGGUUCAGUGAGAACUCGGUGGCCAAGGGGGUCUUCUUGGAGUGCCUCGAGCCUUACAUUUUAAGUGACCAGCUGGUGGGGAUCACAGCCCAGGUGAUGAAAGACCUGCUCGUUCACUUCCAAGAUAAAAAGUUGAUGGAAAACGUAGAGACCCUCAUUGUGCACAUGGAUAUCACCAGCCUGGACAUACAGCAGGUUGUUCUCAUGUGCUGGGAAAAUCGCCUCUACGAUGCCAUGAUCUACGUCUACAACAGGGGCAUGAAUGAAUUCAUCAGUCCCAUGGAGAAACUUUUCAAGGUCAUUGCCCCUCCUCUAAGUGCCGGGAAGUCUCUGACAGAUGAGCAGGUUAUUAUGGGCAACAAGCUUCUUGUCUACAUAAGUUGUUGCCUGGCAGGUCGUGCCUAUCCCCUGGGGGACAUCCCUGAAGACUUGGUGCCUUUGGUUAAAAACCAGGUCUUUGAAUUCCUGAUCCGUCUGCAUUCAGCGGAGGCCUCCUCCGAGGAAGAGAUCUACCCCUAUAUCUGCACCUUGCUUCACUUUGACACCAGGGAGUUCCUGAACGUCCUCGCCCUGACUUUUGAAGAUUUUAAAAAUGACAAGCAGGCUCUGGAAUACCAGCAGCGAAUCGUGGACAUCUUGCUAAAGGUCAUGGUGGAAAAUUCCGAUUUUACUCCUUCACAAGUUGGAUGUCUCUUCACCUUCCUCGCCCGCCAGCUCGCCAAGCCUGACAAUACACUGUUUGUGAACAGGACGCUUUUUGACCAGGUUCUCGAAUUCCUCUGCAGCCCCGAUGACGACUCCCGACACUCUGAGAGGCAACAGGUACUCCUAGAACUGCUCCAGGCUGGAGGAAUUGUGCAGUUUGAGGAGAGCCGACUCAUCCGGAUGGCCGAGAGAGCUGAGUUCUACCAAAUUUGUGAAUUUAUGUAUGAAAGAGAGCACCAGUAUGACAAGAUUAUCGACUGCUAUUUACGGGACCCCCUGAGAAAGGAAGACGUGUUUAACUACAUUCAUAACAUCUUAUCCAUUCCUGGGCACAGCCCAGAGGAGAAGCAGUCCGUGUGGCAGAAAGCCAUGGAACAUAUUGAGGCACUGGUGUCUCUGAACCCCUGCAAAGCAGCGGAGCUGGUGGCCACCCACUUCUCUGGGCAAGUUGAGGCAGUUAUUCAAAAACUCCAGAGCCCACUCCUGCUUUUCCAGUUUCUGAGGAGCCUUCUUGACCCAAGGGAAGGUGUUUCCAUGACCCAAGAGUCGCCACAGGUAGCCCCCUGCAUCACAGAGCAGUUCAUCGAAUUGUUGUGCCAAUACAGCCCUCACGAGGUGAUUGACACCUUGCAAGUCCUCGAGUCCUACCGCCUGGAAGAGACCAUUCAGAUUACCCAGAAGUAUCAGCUUCUCGAAGUGUGUGCCUACCUCCUGGAAAAGAAAGGCGAUGUCCAUGGGGCUUUCUUAAUAAUGCUUCAGAGACUACAAAGCAAGCUCCAGGAGUUUACAAAAGAAAGCGAAGAUGCAAAAGAAGAGCCCUCAUUAAAGGAUGUGGAAGUGAUCUUAGUGGAGACAAUCGCCCUCUGCCAGAGGAAUUCGCAUAGUCUAAACCAGCAACAGCGAGAGGCUCUCUGGUUCCCGCUGUUGGAGGCAAUGAUGGCCCCGCAGAAGCUGUCCGGUUCGUCGGCUCCACACCGACAUGCAGAAUCUCUCAAGUCUCUGACCAUGCAGGUGCUGAACAGCAUGGCGGCCUUCAUCGCCCUCCCGUCCAUCUUGCAGCGAAUCCUACAAGAUCCCGUUUAUGGAAGAGGACAACUUGGGGAGAUCCAGGGGCUCAUCCUAGGAAUGCUGGAUACCUUCAGCUAUGAGCAGACGCUCCUGGAAACAACGACGAGCCUCCUAAACCACGACCUGCACUGGUCCCUCUGUAACCUGAGAGCGUCGGUCACCAGGGGCUUGAACCCCAAGCAGGACUACUGCUGCAUCUGCCUGCAGCAGUACAAGAGACGCCAGGAGGUGGCUGAUGACAUCAUCGUCUUCAGCUGCGGCCACCUGUAUCACUCCUUGUGCCUGCUCAACAAAGAGUGCUCCGUGGGGACGGGGCGCCAGGCCCGCUGGACGUGCUACAGGUGCAAUUCCAGCCACAAGGCCGGGAAGCUCAGCGAAAACGCCUCUGAGAGGAGGAAAGGACAGCUCAGCCAGGCCCAGAUGAAAACAUCUCCCUCUUGUCCUUCACCCCGAGGAGAUUCUGCUAAGAAGACCCCGUCCGAGCCCGGCCUGGACCCCCAGCAAAUGCAAGCCUUUGACCACCUCUGCCGCCUCUACCGGGGAACCUCCAGGCUGGCGCUCCUCACGGAGCUCUCUCAGACGCAGAGCGGCGACAGCCACCGGCUCCUGGGCCUCUCCCAGAGCAGCCCCGCCCUGGACAGCGUCUUCCAGAACGAGAACUUCCAGCUGCACCUGAACCCCCCUCCCCUGACCGCCGAGGACUGACCCCUUCCUGGCCCGGGAGGAGGCCCCCCUGAGGAGCCCACGGCCUCCGCGGAGACUGCGGGGCCGUCUGUCCCCGCCGGCUUCUCCCUCUCUGCAUUCUUGGGGGCCUCUGCCCAGAGGGGCCCCGGGGAGGCCCCCAAGUCCCCAGGAAGGUCUCCUGCCCUGCGGCCAGGGUGGAGCAUGUGGGUGUCCCCAGGGCUGCUCCGACCCGCAUGGGGGGCACAGCUGGGUCCAAGAGGGCCGAGAGUAAUGAGGGGAGCGGCUGGUGCAGCCCCACAAGGCGAGGGCCCCCCGUGAGUCUGCCCUGCUUUGACCCAGUCACAAUAAAGGCCCCUUGAAUUCUCUGCA